Messenger RNA from Haliotis rufescens (red abalone), 6656 nucleotides. RefSeq lists its product as uncharacterized. The record is from RefSeq and is a predicted model, not a curated record. The coding region runs from base 374 to 6004 and encodes 1876 amino acids. NCBI's taxonomy places the organism in Eukaryota, Metazoa, Mollusca, Gastropoda, Lepetellida, Haliotidae. Gene Ontology annotation, molecular function: protein binding. The transcript has 5 exons.
ACAGCGAGCAUGGUGCCAGUGUAGAAACAAAAACUCACGAAAUAACUUUCAGUGGCAGUAAGAGAAGGAGAAACGAUAUGAUGGGACCCCAUAGAAGACGAGACGGGAACUUUUUGUUGCUGUAUGUCGAGCAAAAGGCUGAAAGUGAAAGUGAAAGUGAAAGUAGGAUUCGCUGAACCGCACACUGGGGCGGAGUUACACUAUAGUCUACAGCUAGGCGUCAACCAGGAUGUUGGUACAAGUCCCAGUCCACCACUUCUGAAACAACGUAUUUUCAACGUAUUCCGUGAUGUCUUGCUCUAUAGUGCAUGGCGAUGUGAUAAGCUGAACUGUGACGGCCAGUACAGAUGAGGACAGUGGACACCGUCUGGUAAUGGCCACUUCCGGUGAGCAGACUGGAGGUCACAUGGCCACUUCGGGUGAGCAGACUGGAGGUCACAUGGCCACUUCGGGUGAGCAGACUGGAGGUCACAUGGCCACUUCCGGUGAGCAGGUUGGAGGUCACAUGGCCACUUCCGGUGAGCAGGUUGGAGGUCACAGGACCACUUCUGGGGAGCAGGUUGGAGGUCAUAGGACCACUUCCGGGGAGCAGGUUGGAGGUCAUGUGAACAUAUCUGUGUCGAGGGAACACUUGGCUAUUUCUGAUGUUGACACUGCAAGUUCAGAUGAGGAGUACCUCACAGCAGAGGAUGACUCUGGCAACAGCGUGGUCAGUUCAGACGAGGAACCUGAAGGUCGCCUGGUAAUGGCAGGAUCAGCUGAGCAUGAGGAGGACCUUGUGCUGGUGAGCCAACCAGUCACCAGAUUAGGUACAGGUGAACAUCCUUCAGGGAACUCCCAGGUGGCCAACACUCUGAACAUCUUCACUGGACCAGCCGGACAAGGAACACUCGGGAGAGGUACCCUUGAUUUGCGCACAGACGAAGCGAGGAAGAUUUUUCAUCCAACCGAACCAUACAAAACAGUGGAACAAACAUUGAAGGAAUUUGGUCAUGUGACCAUCUGCGGGGCUUCAGGAGAAGGCAAGACAACGAUGGCUCUGGUGUUGGGUUCACGGUAUAGACGCAAGGGCUAUGAGGUCAUGUUUGUGGACAACAUUGAGAAGUUCGACUUAGACCUCUGUCUUAGUAGACACCCCAGAGUAUUUCUCAUAGUAGAUGACAUGUUUGGUACUGUUGGAUUAUCUGCAAAUAUGGCACAGAUGAAGUCCUUUCUAAACAACAUUCUCCUCCAUUUAGAACAAAAGCAGACUGCGGAAAAGCUGCAGUCAGAAAUGCAUAAGUCAGAAAUGCAUGAGAGCAGUGAUGCUGUAGGUACAUCCAGAAAGAAAGUGCAGAGUCAACCAGAAUGUCAAACAAAGGAUAUUCGUGUUGUCUUCACAUCAAAGUCGUACAACUUCCAUGAUGGACUUGCAAAACUGCAAUAUGAGGGUUUCAAACUGUUCAAAGGUCAAACUGUAAUGGAUUUAACCACACAAGAUAAAUACUUGCUUUCUGACAAAGAGAAAAAGACAAUAUUUGAACGACAUAAGAAUGCUCUUGGUGACUGCUCCAAAGAACAUAUACCAGAUUACAGUGAGCUGGAAAUGUCUUCAAAUAUCUUUGGAUUCCCUCUUAUUUGUAAACUUUGUUUUGAAUUUGCCUCUUUCUACAAAAGUACAAAGUUAUUUUUCAAGGAACCACUGUUUUAUCUAAGGUUAGAGCUAAAGCAUUUGCUUGAAGAGAGAAAUGACCGAUCAGCCAUUUUGGUUCUGAUGCUACUGUGUGAAGACAAAUUGGACCUGGCCAAGUUAGACAGUGGAGACGGGGACAAGGAAAUGGACAGCCUGGUCAAAACUGUUUUACAGCUGAUGUCUGAUGCAACACGUUCAGGCAUGUACAAAGCAGCUAAAAGUUUGAGAGGUACAUUCUUCACAAGAGGAGACACUGUUGGCUUUGCUCAUUCUUCAAUCUAUGAUGCUUGUGCCUGUGCCUUCUACAAUAUCAGUCCAAUCUUUGUUUUGAAGCACUGCAGUGAUGAUUUUCUGUUUGAAAGAGUACAAGGUGAUAAGGUUGAAGAAACCAAAGUUGACGAUCAUCUCCAUUUGAUAUAUGUCUCAGAGAAUUAUGAUGACCUGCUUACCACAAGGAUUGCACAGUCUAUUAAACAAGGACAGUUUUCUAAAUCAGUGACACAUCCAAUUCUCAAACAAGACAGGACAGUUUCGAAACUGCUUAACAAACUUCGGAGCGAGGGGAUGAAACCGCUUCAUCAGCAUAAUCAAACUGAUUCUAAGGAAGAACCUUGGUUUCACAAGAAAGAGAAAGGACAAUGUUUUCUGUAUUGGGCAGUUCUUGGACAUAAUGCAUGUCUAGUUACAGAUAUAGAACACACAACUGGAGAAGAGUUAACUCAAGGAGAGAUCAGUGAGGCUUUGGAAGUAUGUGCACAAAGCAACAACGUGACAGCAUUGAAAUGGCUGUUCAGCAGGAGUGAGAAAAAUGACCAUCAAUUGACACUAAACAGACUUUCGUUGGUAGCUGCUGGAAAUGGCAGCUCUGACACACUAGUGUAUCUGCUGCAGGAAGGUGCUGAUAUUAACACCAGUGACAAGGACAUGCAAAACAGCUUACAUCUGGUCUGUAAAUCAGGAAUGGAAAAAACCCUGAAAGUCCUGUUAAACAGGAAGCCUGGGAAUAAUGUUAUAAACUCUAUUGAUGUGAAUGGCAGGACCCCAGUCAUGGUUGCAGCACUAACAGGAUCAGAGGGAUGUUUUCAGUUACUGCUGACAUUAUCAAACUUGAAUGUGAAAGAUAAACAUAGCUACGGAAUUAUUCAUCUUGCCUGUGAGGGUGGUAACAAGGCUAUAGUGCAACAUGUCCUUUCCCCUUCUAACAUCAACAGUAGAGGGAUGAAAGGAUGCACACCAGUGAUGAGGGCAGCUGUCAGUGGACAUGAAAGUGUGUUUGACCUCCUUGUGUCAAACCAAGCUGACUUCACACUGGUGGAUACAUCUGGUGAUAGUUUACUUCAUCUUGCCUGUCAGGGUGGGAACACAGCUAUAGUACAACAUGUCUUGUCCCCUUCUAACAUCAACAGUAGAGGCAGACAUGGAUGGACACCAGUGAUGAGGGCAGCUGUCAGUGGACAUGAAAGUGUGUUUGACCUACUUGUGUCAAACCAAGCUGACCUCACACUGGUGGCUACAUCUGGUGAUAGUUUACUUCAUCUUGCCUGUCAGGGUGGGAACACAGCUAUAGUGCAACAUGUCCUUUCCCCUUCUAACAUCAACAGUAGAGGGAUGAAAGGAUGCACACCAGUGAUGAGGGCAGCUGUCAGUGGACAUGAAAGUGUGUUUGACCUCCUUGUGUCAAACCAAGCUGACUUCACACUGGUGGAUACAUCUGGUGAUAGUUUACUUCAUCUUGCCUGUCAGGGUGGGAACACAGCUAUAGUACAACAUGUCUUGUCCCCUUCUAACAUCAACAGUAGAGGCAUACAUGGAUGGACACCAGUGAUGAGGGCAGCUGUCAGUGGACAUGAAAGUGUGUUUGACCUCCUUGUGUCAAACCAAGCUGACCUCACACUGGUGUCUAUAUCUGGUGAUAGUUUACUUCAUCUUGCCUGUCAGGGUGGGAACACAGCUAUAGUACAACAUGUCUUGUCCCCUUCUAACAUCAACAGUAGAGGGAUGAAAGGAUGCACACCUGUGAUGAAGGCAGCUGUCAGUGGACAUGAAAGGGUGUUUGACCUCCUUGUGUCAAACCAAGCUGACCUCACACUGGUGUCUACAUCUGGUGAUAGUUUACUUCAUCUUGCCUGUGAGGGUGGGAACACAGCUAUAGUACAACAUGUCUUGUCCCCUUCUAACAUCAACAGUAGAGGGAUGCAUGGAUGGACACCAGUGAUGAGGGCAGCUGUCAGUGGACAUGAAAGUGUGUUUGACCUCCUUGUGUCAAACCAAGCUGACCUCACACUGGUGUCUACAUCUGGUGAUAGUUUACUUCAUCUUGCCUGUCAGGGUGGGAACACAGCUAUAGUACAACAUGUCCUGUCUCCUUCUAACAUCAACAGUAGAGGAAUGUAUGGAUGCACUCCUGUGAUGAGGGCAGCUGUCAGUGGACAUGAAAGUGUGUUUGACCUCCUUGUGUCAAACCAAGCUGACCUCACACUGGUGGAUACAGAUGGUGAUAGUUUACUUCAUCUUGCCUGUCAUGUUGGGAACACAGCUUUAGUACAACAUGUCCUGUCUCCUUCUAACAUCAACAGUAGAGGGAUGCAUGGAUGGACACCAGUAAUGGUUGCAGCUGUCAGUGGACAUGAAAGUGUGUUUGACCUCCUUGUGUCAAACCAAGCUGACCUCACACUGGUGGAUACAUCUGGUGAUAGUUUACUUCAUCUUGCCUGUCGUGGUGGGAACACAGCUAUAGUACAACAUGUCCUGUCCCCUUCUAACAUCAACAGUAGAGGGGAGAAUAGAUGGACACCAGUGAUGGUUGCAGCUGUCAGUGGACAUGAAAGUGUGUUUGACCUCCUUGUGUCAAACCAAGCUGACCUCACACUGGUGGAUACAUAUGGUGAUAGUUUACUUCAUCACGCCUGUCAGGGUGGGAACACAGCUAUAGUACAACAUGUCCUGUCUCCUUCUAACAUCAACAGUAGAGGCAUACAUGGAUGGACAGCAGUGAUGAAGGCAGCUGUCAGUGGACAUGAAAGUGUGUUUGACCUCCUUGUGUCAAACCAAGUUGACCUCACACUGGUGGCUACAUCUGGUGAUAGUUUACUUCAUCUUGCCUGUCAGGGUGGGAACACAGCUAUAGUACAACAUGUCCUGUCCCCUUCUAACAUCAACAGUAGAGGGGAGUAUAGAUGGACACCAGUGAUGGUUGCAGCUGUCAGUGGACAUGAAAGUGUGUUUGACCUCCUUGUGUCAAACCAAGCUGACCUCACACUGGUGUCUACAUCUGGUGAUAGUUUACUUCAUCUUGCCUGUCGUGGUGGGAACACAGCUAUAGUACAACAUGUCCUGUCCCCUUCUAACAUCAACAGUAGAGGCAGACAUGGAUGGACACCAGUGAUGAAGGCAGCUGUCAGUGGACAUGAAAGUAUGUUUGACCUCCUUGUGUCAAACCAAGCUGACCUCACACUGGUGGAUACAUCUGGUGAUAGUUUACUUCAUCUUGCCUGUCAGGGUGGGAACACAGCUAUAGUACAACAUGUCCUGUCCCCUUCUAACAUCAACAGUAGAGGGGAGAAUAGAUGGACACCAGUGAUGGUUGCAGCUGUCAGUGGACAUCAAAGUGUGUUUGACCUCCUUGUGUCAAACCAAGCUGACCUCACACUGGUGUCUACAUCUGGUGAUAGUUUACUUCAUCUUGCCUGUCAGGGUGGGAACACAGCUUUAGUACAACAUGUCCUGACCCCUUCUAACAUCAACAGUAGAGGCAGACAUGGAUGGACACCAGUGAUGGUUGCAGCUGUCAGUGGACAUCAAAGUGUGUUUGACCUCCUUGUGUCAAACCAAGCUGACCUCACACUGGUGGAUACAUCUGGUGAUAGUUUACUUCAUCUUGCCUGUCAGGGUGGGAACACAGCUAUAGUACAACAUGUCCUGUCUCCUUCUAACAUCAACAGUAGAGGGAUGAAAGGAUACACACCUGUAAUGAAGGCUGCAUACAGUGGACAUAAAGAUGUGGUGGACCUCCUUGUGCAGCACCAAGCUGACCUCACACUGGUGGAUACAGAUGGUGAUAGUUUACUUCAUUUUGCCUGUCAGGGUGGGAACACAGCUAUAGUUCAACAUGUUUUGUCCCCUUCUAACAUCAACAGUAGAGGGAGUGAAGGAUACACACCUGUGAUGAAGGCUGCAUACAGUGGACAUAAAGAUGUGGUGGACCUCCUUGUGCAGCACAAAGCUGACCUCACAUUACUAACAGACAGUAAUGAUGACAUUCAAUGUGUAGCUCAGAGGGGAGGACAUCCUACACUAGCCAAGUAUCUUCAAACUGUUAAACAGCCUCACUGAUUGACGUGUCUCCUGUAAAAUGGUUUAUGAUUGAUUUAAUGAACUAAAAAGGGUCAAUCACCAUGUAAGACUUAAAGAGUGCACCUGGAGAUAUGAUGUGGUGGUUUAAGUUUUGUGGAAAAUUCAAUGGUUCAGUGCAGUUUUUAGAAGCGACUCCAGUGACGCCAGCAGGAUGUGGGCAACCAUGGAAUUCAGUUGUCAAGGAAGCACGAUAUUGCAUAUAACAUAGCAUUGUGUGAAAAAGGGACAAAACCCUUUCCAUAUUUCUAAGAAAUCACUGCCGAGAACAGAACCGAUUGUAUGAUUCCAUCUGUAUCAUGAGCAUGUGCUUACGAAUCACUAUCAACAUUAUGAAGUCAUCGAUGGAAUGUGCCAGACUGAGGCCAAUGUCUCAGCUAUUUGAGUAUUAAAGAAAAAGUGCAAUAUAAAAUUACUGAUAUCAUGUUACAAUGUAAAAGUACAUUACCUGUUUCGAGAAUUGCGAGUGUUAAACAGUAUUUGAUCCCCAUAAAUUUCAUGUGGAACCAAUAUGUUUGUCUCCCAGCAGACAUCCUUAGAGAAUGCAGAGGCACUUGAUACUGUACCUGCUUGAAGGCAUUCAUAGUGAUCUGCUGUCUUUGUGAAGGAUGCUUCCCAGCUAUCUGUCAUUUGU